Echinops telfairi (small Madagascar hedgehog) is the source of this 1414-nucleotide messenger RNA. RefSeq names its product meiotic double-stranded break formation protein 4 (gene MEI4). Lineage: Eukaryota; Metazoa; Chordata; Mammalia; Afrosoricida; Tenrecidae. Gene Ontology annotation, biological process: homologous chromosome pairing at meiosis; DNA recombination; meiotic DNA double-strand break formation. The record is from RefSeq and is a predicted model, not a curated record. The transcript is spliced from 4 exons. Gene Ontology annotation, cellular component: lateral element. Bases 1 to 1170 code for a protein of 389 amino acids.
AUGGAUGUUCAAGCGUGGUAUUUGCGAACUUCAAAGUUGGCACUAGCCCUGGCCAUUAUCCGCUCGAAACCAGCGGACAGAAGCAGCAGAGAAUACACAGAGCAUCUUGCGAGGGUGGUGUCCGCGCAAGAGUCUAAGUGGAGAUCAAAGGUUGAAGCCUUGGAAACGGAAGUGUUGCUUUUACGCCAGAAACUUCUUCUGAGCAGAAUUUGCUCAGAAUCUCUUAAGAAUGGAAACCCAGCAUCCCAAGUACAGACUCAGGAGCCUACAAUCUCUGAGAAUACAUCAACUAUGCUGGAAGAUUCUGGGUGUGAUUUAUCAAAUGAGCAGCCAACUGAACCUUUAGAAACAUCCCAGCACUCGGAGGAGAACUGUCCCCUCACACCGUUCCCACCACUGCCCAUCAAGAACAGACAUGGUGCCAUGCCACCAAACCCUCUGUCUUCACACAUGCAAUUCCUGCAGCAUCUACUUGAACUGAAGAGCUUGACAGAAUCAGGCAAUCUGAAAACAGAUUUAAGCCAGCUGGAAAAUGACUAUUCUGUAGUAUCUGAUUCUGUUUUUCAGUUGCUGGAUGGCCUGAUCACUUUUUACACUAAUCCCAAAAUUCCUUUUUCAAGAUUUUGGACAGAAGCUGUUGGUACUUUAGCUAGGCUGUUCAGUGAUUGUUACUUAGGGAAUCAUAUUCGUCAAAAGUGCUCCCAGAAGUUGGAAGAAUUUGAGAAAACUCUGCUACAAGUUAUCUUAACCAACAACCAUAUUAAUCGGUUUCAGGUGCAACAUUAUAUCUCUCAGAAUCUGGUAACACUGGGAAGUUGCAGCUUGCUGAGAAAAUCUAUUGUAUCUCUACUUCUAUCAGAAGUAAACAACUUUGCCGAUGACCUGGAAGCCACCAGUCAGGUGCAGGCCAGUUAUGAUGUGAUGCGCUAUGAAAAUAUUUUCUUCUUCUUCUGGGUCCUGGAACAGCUUCUUCAAAAGGAAACUGAAGAAGGAAACACUUCAACUCUCGGGCCUGAUGACCCAGAAAUAAAGAAAUUUCUUCAAAAACAUGAUAAAACUAUUUUCCAGCUCUCCGAUGCAUUCCCUUUGUUUGCCUUUUAUUUUUGGAGACUGGGCAUUCUCUUUAACUCAGCAGAAAUAGAAACUGUUGAAAAUAGCCCACUUCCUUAGCAAUUUAACAGAUAUCAGAAGCCUAGUAAAAUUGAAUGUAUAGAGAACUUGUGUGUAAAGGAUUUUUUAAAAAUAUUUUUAAACUGAGCAUUUUAAAUAGAUUGCUUAAUAAAAUCACUAUUUUAUAGGAUAUGAGUAAUAUUUCUCUAUCAAAACCAGCUAGUUCCAGUUGAGAAUAUCAUAUUCCCAUUUACCAAUAUCUUACAAUAUCAUCUAACAAUAUUAUUUUUUAAUGGGCCUUUAA